This is a messenger RNA of Anopheles arabiensis, 2081 nucleotides long. RefSeq names its product ribosomal biogenesis protein LAS1L-like. The record is from RefSeq and is a predicted model, not a curated record. NCBI's taxonomy places the organism in Eukaryota, Metazoa, Arthropoda, Insecta, Diptera, Culicidae. The transcript has 2 exons. The coding region runs from base 341 to 985 and encodes 214 amino acids.
AAAAAACAAAACAAACGUGUCCUAUGUAAAGUGAACAAACGUAACAUCGAUGUACGAUAUGCACAAAAAACACCAGUACCGAGGUUCACGAGCAUUGGGAUUUUUGGUUGUUUUGCUGUCACACUUUGCCACGUAAAAAAAUCCUAGCAAAUACAGAAACGAAACUUCAUCGUUGCGAUUGCGAUCGGUACCGUGUCGUAGUCGUCCGAUUCAAACAUCAACCAGCACGUCGCUCUACACUACUCUUGCCGCCACCACGACAACGACCACGACUUCCACCACGACGGAACCACCAACGACACCGGCCGAGGCGCGCCAAUUUUCGACCAUCUCGACGGUGAUGCCAGCCCAGCUGACCGCUGAACAUACGUCCCCGCUUGCUGCACUGCUGAACGGGGACAUCCUGGAUCAGGAUCGUACCUCCGCUCGGCCCGCCAUGCAGCAGCAGCAGCAGCAGCAGCACGAUAAUGACGCCGAGGAGGAGCACGAUGAGGAGCUCGAACACGACCAGGAAGAUGACGAGCAGCACCACGAACUCGAGGAGGAGGAUGAUGAGGUGAACGUGGUCGGGCGCAGCAGCAGCAGCGCGAAUGCGGUCGCCGCGGAGGAGGACGAGGUUGAGCAGGAGGAGGAGGAGCACGAGCAUGAGGACGAGCACGAGCAGGACGAGAGCGACGACGAGGACGAGCAGGCGGCCGAGCUGCACCAUCAGCAGGCGCUCGCCGCCGGCCAGGAUGCGGUCGGGUCCGUCCUGCCCGAGGACAUCCCGGUCGAGCAGAAGCUGAAGCAGAUCACGAAGGAGAUUGAGCAGCUGUCGGGUGGGGCGGGCGAUCGCGAACUGCGCCUGGACAGUCGCCAGAGCUUCCUGUCGCUGUCGGAUCUGAUCAAGAACAUUCGCCCGGCGGAAAAGGUGGUGCCGCAGAUCGAUUCGUCGUACGCUAACACGAUGCGCGUCCUUGGCGAACCGCUCAGUCAGAGAAGAUAAACCUUAAGGUACGGGGACAGUUCACAAAACGGGGGUUUAAAUAAGCGGAUGAAAGAGAGAGAGAGAUAGAGAUGAGAGUUUGAACGUUAGGUUAAACUAUUUUUAAAAAGAACCGUACGCAUUUAAACCAUGCAUAUACCACUCAUCCGUCCAGUUUCGUUCGUAGUGUUUUUAAUACCGAUUCGGUGCUUCGUAUGUCCCACAGAUUCUGCAUGUGAACAGCUCAUUCCAUGCGCUUCCCACUUGGUGGUUCUCUCUGAGGACAGACCAUCCCGAUAGGCUCCGAGCUACUAACGCUUGGGCCAAUCCGGGAUAUUACUUCUCGAGGGAACCCACCCCUUCUCCGAUGGCUUGUAACCCGGCGUUGCCAUCACUAAUGUCACACUUUCUCAUUCCAUCAUACUAGUAGAUCACAACUCAUUCUCACCAUCACCACCACCAUGCUCAUCAUUACCGCGUAAUCCUGAAUUCCCCGGAAGGCAUACGGUACACUUUGGCAAACAUUUUAAAAUGAGUUUUUGAUUAACUUUACCAGUUGCCAACCGGUUUGCUGGCUUGGUCCGUUUCAGGACGGUGUUGCAGGAGUUGCAAUUGGACUCGUUGCUGCCAUCGCUUGCUGGCACUAAUUAAAACGUCGCUUACACUUGAUUCGUUUCACACCGAAUUUCCCAUUUCAACCUUUUUCCUACUUUGCCUGACGCCAUUGGAGAAGUGGGCUGACAUGCGAAGUCGUUCAACAUGUUGCGAAAUCAUUCCCAUAAAAAAAUCAUUCAACCCUAUUCCCUUGCUUUCCAGCACACCCACCUUUCAAGACACGAGAAGAGUAGCGCGAGCGAUGGUAUUAAGAUUAAGGCAUUAAGCAAGUAACAGAAUACGAACGAAUAGCGUAAGUGUACUAGAAUUCUUGUGAUUUAAACUGAACACGAAGGAGAGAGAUCAUUGUAAGACAAGACAUGUGCAGUGACAGCGACAGGUUGUGUAGCCAGGGCUUGUCCGUCCGGUAGCCGUUGCUUGCGGACAAACAAUGCCGGUGCGCACUGAAAGCCGUGGACGAGAACAGAGUAUAAAUGAAUAAAUUGAUAAGAUUUGUACAAAA